Medioppia subpectinata is the source of this 597-nucleotide messenger RNA. NCBI's taxonomy places the organism in Eukaryota, Metazoa, Arthropoda, Arachnida, Sarcoptiformes, Oppiidae. The record is from the annotation of a GenBank genome assembly.
AUGUCGUCGUCUUCGAGACCGUCGUCCGAUUUGUCGGCCUUUCGGGAAGUGUUGAACAAAAGCCGACACAUCGUUGCUCUGACCGGAGCCGGCAUUAGCGCCGAGAGCGGUGUCCCGACCUUCAGGGGCUCCGGAGGUCUGUGGCGUACGUAUAAGGCCCAGGAGUUGGCCACUCCCGACGCCUUCGCCGCCAAUCCAUCGCUCGUUUGGGAGUUUUAUUCCUACCGACGAGAGUUGGUUCACACAAAGCAUCCCAACGACGCCCACAAAGCGCUGGCGGAGACCGAGAAACGUCUGGCCAAUGAAGGCAAACGGCUGGUUGUCAUCACUCAGAACAUCGACGAAUUGCAUCGAAGGGCUGGAAGUGAUAAUGUGAUCGAAUUGCACGGAACUCUCUUUAAGACUCAGUGCACGAAAUGCGGUGACAUUGCCGUCAAUAAGGAGUCACCGAUAGUGCCGGCACUCAAAGGCAAAGGCAGUCCCGACCCCUCGGAAAUGGACUCAAAGAUUGCGAUCAAAGAGUUACCGCAUUGUGUCAAAUGUCACGGACUUCUCAGACCGCAUGUGGUCUGGUUUGGCGAACCCCUCGACCCGAGU